Messenger RNA from Colletotrichum paranaense, 1107 nucleotides. RefSeq lists its product as uncharacterized. Lineage: Eukaryota; Fungi; Ascomycota; Sordariomycetes; Glomerellales; Glomerellaceae. The transcript has a single exon. The record is from RefSeq and is a predicted model, not a curated record. The coding region runs from base 1 to 1107 and encodes 368 amino acids.
AUGCAUUUCAUCAAGUCUCUCGUCAGCCUCCUCCCCAUCGCGGGCAUGGCCUCGGCCGCAGCCAUCUCCGGCACCUCUGCAGCCGCAGAUGCCGCCAUCACUGCCUCCGCCGCAGUCGCCGUCAACAACGGCGAUGGCUCCAUUCCUGCCUCCGUGGCCAGCGGUCUCAGCGACAAGGCCAUCACCGCCGUCAUUGACACCACCACCUCCGUCACCAAGACCAUCAAGACCACCGUCACCACUGAGAGCAAGACCUACACGGCCACCUCUCGCACCACCAUCGCCACUGAGAACCUCACUCUCACCUACACCCAGCGCACCACUGCCUCCACCACCACCCUCGCCCUGACCUACACCUCUCGCACCACGGCAGCCGUCCAGACUCUCGUCCUCACGGCCACCGUUCGCACCACCGCAUCCACCACUACCCUCACCCGCACCGCUCGUGCCACGGUUGAGGCCUCUGAGACUGUCACCGUCACUCCUACAGUUACCGGCGAGCCGUCUACCAUCCACUCCACCGUCCUGGACGUCACCACUCUCCCCUCCACCGAGUACUCCACCUCCACGGCCUACUCCACCGUUUAUCUCGACGAGACCACCACCGUGCCCACAGUCGUCUACGCGACCGAGUACACCACCGAAACCCGCGUCUCUACCGUCAACGAGAUCACCACCCUCGGAAGCACCGUCUACACCACCGCCACCGCCGUCGUCGACACCACAGUCUACGAGACGGAAGUCGCCACCGUUGAGUCCACCCAGUACAAUAUCGCCACGGUUCCUACGACCAUCUACUCCACUGAGAUCGUGCCCACCACGGCCUACCGUACCGAGGUUGUCAACGCCACCAUCACCGCCUCCGUCACGGAGACGGCCACGGCUACGAUUACGCAGACGGCCACCGUUCCUGCUGACCAGAGCGUCUGCCUGUACCGCUAUGCCUAUAUCACGCGCACCCAGACGGCGAGCGUCGCGCCCAAGUACUCCACUUACACAGUUUCCACCAUUACCUGCCUGGCUGCCCAGCCUACCUGCGACUCUCGCACCGGCAACUGCAACAAGUUUGCUCGUCUGGUCCUCAGCGCCGAGCCUACCUCUACCUAA